AUGAAAAUGACAAGCCAUGAUGAACACCCCGGAAAAUUUAACUCGAAUCAUUGGGAAGUGGAAAGACGUGAUGCAGAGAGAAAUUCAUCAUUGAAAAAAAGAAAUAAAAAAGCAAAUGAUUUCAAUGACUUUAGUAGUUUGCUUAGUUACGAAGGGAAAUUGAUAUAUUGGAAAGUUGAGUAG
Molecule: messenger RNA, 183 nt
Organism: Clunio marinus
Lineage: Eukaryota; Metazoa; Arthropoda; Insecta; Diptera; Chironomidae
Source: the annotation of a GenBank genome assembly